GAGCAUCCAUCUCUUUUUCUUCUCUCCCUCUUGGCGCUCUUUGUCUCGUCUAGCCCCCAAUUCUCCGCUUCUCCCGCUCGAUUCUCUCAAUCCAGGGCCGCAAUUGCCCUCUCUCUGCCAGAUUUGAAGUGGGCAGCGUCCAAUUUCGCGUUUCCGCCGCGGAUUGAUCUGGGUUGGAGCUGGUGCUCUGUUUUUUGCCUUUGCUAGUGUUCUUGGGUGGCUAUGGCGGAGCUAAACAGGCCUCCCCAGCAGCAGAAGCUCAACGGCGCCUACUACGUCCCGAAUGCCUACCCGGUCGGCGACAAUCGCAAGCGGCCAUCGGGGCGCAGGAGCCGGAUUGGAUUUUGCUGCCGCUGCCUGUGCUCCACGCUCCUGGCGAUCAUCUUCGCGCUGGGCAUCGCGGCGCUCGUCAUCUGGCUCGUCCUCCGCCCCAAGGCGCCCAAGUACACGGUCCAGGACGUGAGGAUCAACGCGCUCAAUGUCACCUCCGGCUCUAGAUCCGUGGACACGGACAUCGUGCUGGGCAUCCGGGCCGAGAAUCCAAACAAGCGCAUCACGAUCAAGUAUGGCGGCAUCCACACGCGGGUCUUCUUCCUGGGCACGCAGAUUGGGGCGGGAUCCAUCGCUCCAUUCACGCAGCCCAGGAGGAACGUGACGGUGGUGAGCGCGCCCAUCCGUGGAUCGGGCGUGCUGGUGUCGCAGCCCACCGCGUCCAGCCUGAGAGCGUCGGUCGAUCGCAGCAGCAUUCCACUGGUUGUGGACGUGAAUGUGAGGGCCAAGAUCAAGACCGGGAGCGCGAGCACGUUUUGGUUCCGCGUGAGAGUGAGGUGCGCGAUCCGGGUGAGCUCGCCGGCGUCGCCGGGCGGGGCGAGGAUGCUGAGCAAGAACUGCAAGAGGCGCGGUGGCAAAUUCUGGUAGAAGAAGAAUGGAAAUCGCCCUCCUCGCUCGCUCGCGCGCUCGCUGGGAGACGAAUUUUCAUAGCUCCUGCGCUACAUCCUUUCGUUUUUGGUCCCCUUCCUCUUCCCGCUCGCAUUGUUUCUAUAGAUCGAUCCAAUUCCUUCCUCUCGAUGGAAAUUGGCCAUGGAUUUGAGCUUUGUUUGUGCUGCCAAGGAUCUAGUCCUUGCUUUCGAGUUUCAUUUUUACAGUGGUGUGAAUACUAAAGAGAUCUAUAAACAUGCA
Messenger RNA from Selaginella moellendorffii, 1179 nucleotides. RefSeq names its product NDR1/HIN1-like protein 6. NCBI's taxonomy places the organism in Eukaryota, Viridiplantae, Streptophyta, Lycopodiopsida, Selaginellales, Selaginellaceae. The record is from RefSeq and is a predicted model, not a curated record. Gene Ontology annotation, cellular component: plasma membrane. The transcript has a single exon. The coding region runs from base 223 to 918 and encodes 231 amino acids.